GCGCCGUCUGAGGUCCUUCACUUCUUAAACUCUAUCUUCAUCUCUCGUAUCUCUUACUCACAAAAACCCUAAGACCUCCAAAACCCAAAGAUGAAUCGGGAGAAACUUAUGAAGAUGGCCGGUGCUGUUCGCACCGGUGGAAAGGGUAGCGUGAGGAGAAAGAAGAAGGCUGUCCAUAAGACAACCACCACAGAUGACAAAAGACUUCAGAGCACCCUUAAGAGAAUAGGGGUGAAUGCUAUUCCAGCAAUCGAGGAGGUCAACAUCUUUAAGGAUGAUGUAGUUAUUCAGUUCCUAAAUCCUAAAGUUCAAGCUUCUAUUGCUGCCAACACUUGGGUUGUUAGUGGUGCUCCUCAAACAAAGAAGUUGCAGGAUAUUCUACCUAGUAUUAUCAGCCAUUUGGGGCCAGAUAACUUGGACAACUUGAAGAAACUAGCAGAGCAGUUCCAAAAGCAAGCCCCUAAUGCUGGUGCUGGUGGAGCCACUGCCCCAGAAGAUGAUGAUGAUGAGGUCCCAGAGCUUGUUGCUGGGGAGACCUUUGAAGCUGCUGCCGAGGAGAAGGAUAAUAAGGAGGAUAAGGAGGAGAGUCAAGCUUCUUAGGAGAGAAUCAACUGCCUUGGAUUAUGUUAUUUAUAUACUUUCAAUGUGAAAGUUUUUUGAUUUUGCCUUUACAUUGUUAAGUCUGACCAUGUUUGAUUCGACCCUCCUUGUGAUACACUGGAUAGUUAUCUUUUAUCCGUGGUUUUAAAUCUAGUUUUACUAUUUUCUGA
Molecule: messenger RNA, 770 nt
Organism: Fragaria vesca subsp. vesca
Lineage: Eukaryota; Viridiplantae; Streptophyta; Magnoliopsida; Rosales; Rosaceae
Product: transcription factor BTF3-like
Exons: 6
Coding region: 91-600 (169 amino acids)
Cellular component (GO): nascent polypeptide-associated complex; cytosol
Source: RefSeq, a predicted model, not a curated record